AUGUAUCACAGAUUGGUUCAGAUUGAUGCUGGUGUUGGACAGGUGAUUGGGGUGACCCAAAAUGACUAUGUCUUUGCACUGCUUGGAUCGUAUUGGAGUUUUCUUGGCAGACUGAAACAGGUCACGGUGGGCCCAGCAGGAACCUGGGGAGUCAACAGAGAAAACCGCAUCUUCAAAUUGGUUGCGGCUAACUUCGUGGAAGUACCUGGCCAGCUCUUGAAGCAGAUUGAUGCUGGUGGAGACCAGAUUGUGGCGGGAGUCAAUGAUCUUGAUUUCCCCUUCUGUCUUGAUAUGGACAGCACAGUCAGCUAUAGUGGACCACACAGUCCUGUAAACUGGGUCGACCUUGAUGGCAGUCUAAAACAAUACAGUUGUGGCCCUUAUAGCUGCUGGGGUGUUAACAGUCAGGAUCAAAUCUUUUUGAAGAAGGGGGUGAAUUCCAGUCAUUGUCAGGGAGUCAGUAACUGGCAGCAUAUUCCAGGAUCCUUGUCUAUGAUUGACGUGGGAGGUGACGGCUCUGUCUAUGGAGUAAAUUCUAAUGGAGAUGUGUACCGCAGGGAUUUCGUAACUGACUGUAAACCUGAGGGUAAUGGCUGGUCCCAGAUUCCGCUCUUCAGCGGUCAAGUGGAGCAGGUGUCCUACGAUACGGGUCAUCUCUGGAUCAUCCUGAAGAAUGGCGUCAUCCACGACUGCCCUGUCUAAGCACUGCUCUUCCACAGAGGCAGUCCUGCUGCAUGAACCCUGCAGUGCUUAAUUAGUUUCUUUGCUGAUUUGCUUACAAUUUCAAGAGUAACUAGAAAAGCACUCUUGAAGUGGGAGUGAUUGGUGAUUCAGAUCACUCUCAAAAUGUAAUCGUUUCUUCCUUGGAUCAUUUCAGACCUUUCCUGAAAAUUCCAUCCAAUUUUUUUAUCUUGCUAACAAACAGACAAACAGACAGACAGACAAACAACCCCAGAUGAAAACAUAACCUCCUUGGUGGAGGUAAUAGUCGUGUUGUGCUUCUGUCAAAUUAUCCAGUUUGGUUGAUUUGUAAAAACACAUAUAUUGUGUUGAUUGAAAACAACAGCGUCUUUAUCCUUAUCCUUUAUCCUGAAGUGAUGCAGCUCUUGCGUGAUAGUAUAUUCAGGUGGUCUUUUCCUGCAAUCUAUCUGCAACUACGGGCAUUUUUA
Messenger RNA from Sardina pilchardus (European sardine), 1169 nucleotides. RefSeq names its product fish-egg lectin-like. NCBI's taxonomy places the organism in Eukaryota, Metazoa, Chordata, Actinopteri, Clupeiformes, Clupeidae. The coding region runs from base 1 to 702 and encodes 233 amino acids. The record is from RefSeq and is a predicted model, not a curated record. The transcript is spliced from 4 exons.